AUGAAAUAUUUACAAUUCAUAUUAAUAUUAGGUCUGACACUUGCUUUAACAACUACAGAAUAGUCAGGAAUACUUGAUCCUAAUGACAUGAUGUUUUAAUAGGAAGAUUCUUAAUCUACUAUCAACGUUAGAGAAUAAUAAAUCGAAACAAAGAAUCAAUAAUGGGUUGCCUAAGAAUUUAUUUAAGAUAACAAUUCUAAUGAAGUAAUGACUGAGGCUGAAUUGGAACAUGCCUUAAUUACAAAAGACGACUUAAAUAAUAUUCCUGACAUCUAGAUGGGAACCUAAAACGCACUUUUUUUACAAAAAAGAAAAAAUUGA
Molecule: messenger RNA, 321 nt
Organism: Paramecium tetraurelia
Lineage: Eukaryota; Ciliophora; Oligohymenophorea; Peniculida; Parameciidae
Exons: 2
Source: RefSeq, a predicted model, not a curated record